This is a messenger RNA of Funneliformis caledonium, 147 nucleotides long. The record is from the annotation of a GenBank genome assembly. NCBI's taxonomy places the organism in Eukaryota, Fungi, Glomeromycota, Glomeromycetes, Glomerales, Glomeraceae.
AUGUAUUAUUUCGAUAUUAAUGAUCGUGUAUACACUCAACGCAAAGUUAUUGAUGGUGAUGAAGUAGAAUGUGGAGUAAGAUUCUUCACACUGGAUCAACCGGAAAUUUAUUCAAACUUGCACGAAAAAUAUUCAAUAUAUGUUUAA